Sphaeroforma arctica JP610 is the source of this 868-nucleotide messenger RNA. RefSeq lists its product as hypothetical. Gene Ontology annotation, molecular function: DNA-binding transcription factor activity, RNA polymerase II-specific; RNA polymerase II cis-regulatory region sequence-specific DNA binding; protein dimerization activity. The record is from RefSeq and is a predicted model, not a curated record. The coding region runs from base 268 to 861 and encodes 197 amino acids. The transcript has 4 exons. Gene Ontology annotation, biological process: positive regulation of transcription by RNA polymerase II. Lineage: Eukaryota; Ichthyosporea; Ichthyophonida.
UGGCAAUUUAAAAAAAAAUUUCAGUUGAGAAUUCAGGUUAGAGUAGUUUUGCCGUAAACGGCAAGUCAGUUCACUAAAUUAAGUCCGUUGGAGCGCGCCCUGCGCACUCGACCCGUAUAUAGUCAGGUAUUCGUAUCACGGAAUACAACAACGCUCAUAGCAGACUAGUCAACAUCGUGAAGUAUAUGAUACCAGACCAGCGACAUCAUAUCGAAGCUCGAUAACGAGUGUAUCUGAAAUCAAUCGCCCAAGUCACACACUACGAUCAUGAGUGAAGAUUUGGAUGUGAAGUUCUCCUUAGGGGGUCCUGACAGCCCGACAGAGAGUGUUGCUAAUUCUAUGGACGGGUCUGUGGUCGAGAGAAAAACCGGGGGCAGGCGCAAGAUUCCUAUUGAGUUUAUUGACGAUAAAAGCAGGCGGCAUAUCACUUUCAGCAAAAGGAAAGCCGGGAUUAUGAAGAAAGCCUACGAAUUAAGUACGUUGACCGGCACCCAAGUACUGUUACUUGUGGCUUCGGAAACCGGCCAUGUGUACACCUUUGCCACACCCAAGUUACAACCUUUAAUUACAAAACCGGAGGGCAAGAAUCUGAUUCAGGCCUGCCUGAAUGCACCUGACGUUCCACUUGACCAGUACGGGUCAGCCCCAGCCCAACAACAACAAGGCAUGGAGUAUCCCGCCGGUCCACCAGCCGUAGGCCCCUACGUACCUGCCGAUCUCUCACAACUACAGCAAAACCCCGGGCAUCACUUAGACCCUGCAGGCUUCCCACAUUACGCGCCUACUGCUUUCCCCAAUGGCACUGAGCCUUUCCAGCACGACCCGUCGACAUACCCUAUUGGCAACGAGAACCCUCCAUGAGUGGGUG